CACCAUAAAAACCACAAGCCAAAUGACCAAACAAAAUACCACCACCAUUAUCGACUUACUCCUCCACUCCAUCGCCGCCGUCAUCAAUGCCUCCGCCACCGGCCAAGAUGCUAUCCGUCCAUUGAACGCCGUUUCCUCCGCCGCAAUCGUAGCUGUUUUUUUUUAUCAUUAUCGUCCAAAUGUCCAUCUCUUACUCUCACUCAACUCCCUCGGACAACACUUCUGGCUCUGUUGCUGGUGGCAGCUGCACUAGUUUGUCUUGCGUUGAGGAGACUGAUGAAGUGGUAACUUGGGAACCUGACACGUCUUCCCGCAAUCAAUUUCAAUGUCUGUACAAUUAUGCACCAUCCGAUGAGAAUACCAUUUCAAAACUCAUCGAUUUGGAACCCCAUCAUAUGCCUUCAUCCGAUUACUUCCGCCGUUGCCAGGACCGUUCAAUCGACGUCAUAUCCCGCCAAGACUCCAUCAAUUGGAUCCUAAAAGUACAUGCAUCCUAUAAUUUCAGCCCAGUAACAGCGUUUCUCUCCGUCAAUUACUUCGACCGUUUCCUCUCUUCUCAUUGUCUUCCGCAAGCAAAUGGGUGGCCGUUCCAGCUUCUAUCGGUGGCGUGUUUAUCUUUGGCAGCGAAAAUGGUGGAACCCCAAGUGCCAUUGUUACUGGAACUUCAACUAUUCGAGCCCAGAUUCGUUUUCGAACCUAAAACCAUCCAAAGGAUGGAGCUUAGAGUCAUGGCCAUUCUCAAUUGGAGACUGCGUUCCGUAACUCCCUUUGAUUAUCUCCAUCCCUUCAUUCGCGAGCUCUCUUCUUGCUCGACCCUAUUACCGGAUUCAUUUUCGUCGGUUAUCUCUGCUUCUUCGGAUCUCAUCCUCAGCACCACCCGUGUUAUUGAUUUCCUGCGAUUCGCGCCGUCGACCAUGGCGGCAGCCGCUGUGCUUUGUGCCGCCGGAAAGAGUUUUGACUUUCCGGCCGGUGACGCAUUUUUUCACGAUAGUGUAAACAAAGAAAUGGUGAGAAGCUGUCACCAACUAAUGGACGAAUAUCUGAUCGACACGUGUCUGAAUGAGGUAGGAUUUGAGCAGCCACCCGCUCCUCCUAGUCCAGUCGGCGUGCUCGACGCGGCUGCUUGCGGCAGCUGUGAUACGCGCUCCGAGAAUCUCAGCUCCAGUAGCCAAGAGCCGCCAUCCAAGCGGUUACGAUCCACUGCUCCGGAUGUACAGCAACCGUAGAUAAGACCCCUCCUCACUCCAUCAUCUCUCUCUCUUAAAAAACUUGGGACCCUUUAAAUGUCAUUAAUUAUAUGAUGGAUGGCCGAGAUCGGAUGAU
Durio zibethinus is the source of this 1323-nucleotide messenger RNA. RefSeq names its product cyclin-D4-1-like. Lineage: Eukaryota; Viridiplantae; Streptophyta; Magnoliopsida; Malvales; Malvaceae. The record is from RefSeq and is a predicted model, not a curated record.